GUCAGUUCGUCACAACAAGAAAUCACAACACAAUGGGUCGCUUACUGGAGGUUAUCGCAUUCUUGGUGUUUUGCAACCUGGUCUACACAAUGCCUGUAUGGGACAACGGUAUGACACUAUUUUCAUUUGAUAAAUCGAAUCGCUUGCUCGUAAUACGUCUCAAAUGUUACCAUAUUUUUUAUUCUUUCUCAACAUCGGACACUUGCAACAUUUCAAAUCAUAGUGAUAUGCACGAUGCUUAAUGUGUAGAGUGUAGUCAUUGUUUUAAUUUAUAAGACGUCGAGAUAUCUUCCGGGUUGAGUCGUAUUCUCUCGCGCUCCGUAGGAUGAAGAAAAAUACGAACAACAAGCAUCUCGUAUUGUAUGCUAAAUAAUCGAAUGUAGAAUUUUUUUAUUUUAUAAGCCUUGUAAUUUAGUUUCUUUUUCUGAUUCUUUGGCUUCAAUUUUUCGAAAUACAUCCUACGAAAUAAUAUAAACUUUGUGACGAUCGCAUAUCGAGUUCAAUAGUCCUUUCUGCCGAAAAUAUUUUUCAUUUAAAAAUUCGUCCCUUACGAAGAUCAUUCUACAGAACUUGGACAAAUCAAUGUUUGGAUCGUUCAGCGUGGCCAUUCUGUUGUUCCGCUUUUCGUCGGUAUUUUUGCCCUGAUCUACGGUGUACUACCGUUGCAUAUUUUGGGUGUUGCUGCCCCCACAUAGUAAAAUGGCUUAGUAAUGGGAUAAUAAAACCUAAUUUAUGGUUUAGCCUGGAUCCUCAAGGAGAACUGGAAUUUUUAACCUUAAUUAGUCCUUCGCUAGGGAAAUGGUUUCGGAAUCAUUUCACCACUCCCCCUUCUAUUGGAAGGCCUGAUACUCAGGUCAGCCUCUUCUCAAUAAAAGGCACCCAGAUAUCUUCAUAUAAGUUCUUGGUAACGAUUUCCCCUCAUAGAGAGUGCGUAACAGAUUCGAAGCCCUUUAAUCUAACAUGGAGAAUCUUUUCGCAGAAGAGGAAGCGGAUUUCAGUCCGUCUUCAGUUGAGAUUAUCCACCGCCGCUGCAGCUGUUCUGAUCAUCAUCAAAAGUGUGGCUGCUGCCUUCAAAUCAGGGCACCUGCAUUCCAAAAUUAUGAAGAAGCAGAUGGUAAGUAUCAGAAAAAUGAUUAUUUCGUAUACCACGGACUCCUUAAGAACUCUAAGCUCGGACGAACCUGGAAACUAACGAUAGGCGUAAGGUGACGUCAAGCAAGGAGCCAGAUCACAAUGGUCGUACCUUUCAGGGGAGGGGAGGGCUGACGCAUUUAGAAUUGAAAUAUUCUAUCAAAUACCGCACGUAUCAUGUGUAAAUCUAAUUACCAAAGAGUAGGUGUCAGUCUCGAAUAUUCGAGGAAGAGAAAAUGGUAAAGCAAAUGACUAUUUCAUUUUCUCUGGCUAUUACCACAUGUUGAGCUUUCUUUGGUAUUCAAAGUGAGAUAUAGAUUCCAUGUUGACGCGCGUCUGUUCAGUUGUAGAUCACAGAUGACGUUGGAAUAUGGUAAGCAUAAAAAAUUGGCGCAUGAGGUGCAGCCAAGUGUGUUACUGUUAUUCUUACCCCAUUUUUAUGUCAUCUGUGAUCUCUUAUUGAACAGACUCACAGCAUCUAAGAAUCAAUUUGUUUUAUGAUCAAAAACAAAAUGUUGUUAAUGGUGAGGUCAUUUAUGCGUCUUUCCUCUGAUAGAUCAUAAGUAAGAACCAAUCAAAUUUCUUGAAUAAUUCAACUUAUCGUAUGAUUAUUUAUUUGACUUUUUACAGUGUGUAUGAACUCGUCUUUUACCACGUCGCCAUUGGUGAGCUUCGCUUCAGUUUUUUCCUAAUUUUGAUGAUUUUCUGAUGACGUGAUUUUUGUCAAAUUUUUUUGGAUGAUUCUAAGUUCAAAGCUAAAAGAAAGAACUAAGCAUUUGAUGAUGAAGGAUUUCAAACUUACCACAAUGCAUUGCGUUACAGGCGGUGGACUUUCUCAUGACGUGGAACAAACGUGAGGUUUUAAACCGCACUAUAUCAGGUAGGAACAUUUACCUUGGUUUCCUGGUGACUUUGUUUUGAGUCCUCAGGCAGCAUUUCGUGAGGCGAUCCGUAAGCAGGUUUUUUUUUUAGUUUGCUUCUGUUUUUGAUCGCAAAACAUCUUGGUUUAAUUUUUUCAACAACAGAUUCCCGUCCACAGCCUGUAUGUUUUGACAUCCCUCUUCCGAAUUAUGGAAAGGCCUGCGUUAAAUUUACCAAGAAUACAAUCGAGAAAGAUCACAUUAGAUGGUGUGCGGCUCUGGAAUUUGAAUCGAAGCACAACGGAAGAGACAUUCCUCUUGGCUGUUUCUUCUUCAGGGGUGGGGAAGGGCACGGAGUGGAAAUGGGAACCUUUCUGGAUCCUGUGUCGUUUAUUUCCCUACUGGAAGAUGUCUUUCAAGCAUCAAAGGUUGUUAUUACCUCACAUGUGAUUCGUUUGACUUACCAUUAAGCUUCUUAGUAACUCACCUCGUGACUACUUUCUGGUCAAUCAUUCUUUCACUGUACCUUCUUUUGAAAAGUUUUGGUGAGUAAACUCGAGCCCCGGCUCCCUCUUCUUUACCUUCAACGACAAAGGAGGCAAAGAGGAAAGAGACUGGGAAGGAGGAUGGGUGAGAAGUGACUUAAUUUUUUCCAAAACGUCAAUAUGUGGGGGAUAUUUGUAGCUUAAUUCUAAUGAGCUUUAGGGAAAUCGAUACCAAAAGAUUUUUUGUGAUGUUCCACUUCAGUUUCUCAUCUUAAACAAUAUUUUCAAUUCUUUUGCAAACUAUCAGAAAAACCAGAUCGAUAGCACCAGUUCGCUGACUGAUCCAGCAUUGGAAACAUGGAAUGGCGACAAAAACGGAUGUCAGUGCUCAAAGUUUCCGCCUGAAUGUGAAUGCUCCCUCAGAAUCCAAAUAUUUGGAAUAAAAUUGGAAGGUAAUGUCGUUUGAGCUCACGGAACCCAGUAACACCAACAAGGAAACUAAGGGAGUGGGAGAAGAGAGAAAAUGAACAACGAGGGUGGGUUGGACGGGUAGCGUGAUAGAGGAGCCAUAUAUAACAUCCUUACUCUAAGGAGUUUUUCCUUUCGUCCAGGGAACUAGUUUAUACAGAGAUAAAGGUCAGUUAAUACCUGAGCUGAACUGCACCAGUUUGAGAGAAAAAUAUGGAGAGUUUUUCAUCUGAUUGCCGCUGAUUAUUUUAAAGUAUACUCAAAUUAUGAAGUGCGCACACGCCGUAGCUACAUCUCUUUAUUUUGCUUUAUUUUCUUUCAGCCUCUGUUAGUGCGCGCAUGGAUCCAGACGGAGGGGUGAGACAAUCAGUGAUUAAAUUUAAGUCUACUCUGUAUUUCUAUGCGCCUUGUUUUCUCCUCUACUUUUCCUCUUUUUCUUCAACUUCUUUCCUCAUUCCUUCCAUUCUUUUCCACUGUUAUCUCUCUUUAUCGAAAUUCGACCAUUUAACGAGAGACCUCCGUUCAAGGAGCCCCCUUCGGGACUAAGAAAGUUCUCCCCUGGCCAGAGGUGUCCUUUUCGACAACGUACCGGAUAACAAGGUUAUACGGUGGAACCUCCUUUCCGGGAACACCCGUAUGACUACGAAAAGUGUCCCUUGAAUACAAGUGUCUCUUGAAUAAAAGUCAUAGUCUUUUUUGAAUUCCUUUUUUUUUUCUUACGUGUCCAUCAGACCAUGGUUUUAUUCCCCAAACUAGAAGUGUCCCCUAUGUAGAUUCUUCCUGAAAGAACAGAUUCCACUGCAGUUAAUAACUCAGGUUUUCAAUACUUUUUUUGUCAUCUGUCAGGGAUUUGAUCUUAAAAUGGUUGUCAAUGGUAAUAUUAUUUUCGAGAAAAAGAUAUCUGGUGAGUAAAAGUUAGCAAAAUAUCUCGAAAAUACGUUUGUAUUACUGCUUGGCUUAUGCCUUGAAAGACCCUUAAAAAUUUCAUUCCGAGAAAUGUUUAGUUAUUGGUAGACCUGAAUGACUUUGAUUUAAAAACAGUGGUCUUGCGAUGAUCAGCGAGUUACUCUGCUGUGAAAAUUCGCUCUAACUCAGUCAACUUAUCUGGAUCUGUUUCUUGCUUUCUGGUAACGGACAUGUCGCCCCAUAGUAAGUUCGCCUCUUUCAAGUUCGCCCCAGCCAGGAAAUCGAAAACAGAAGUUUGGUGAUCAGCCCUUUUAUUUUCGAAUUUGUGAUGCGGCAAAACAUCAGUGUUUCUUGGCUUGUUUUAGACCGUUUCUAUCACUUUCAGAACUUCAAAUUCUCAAUGAAACUAGGUCAGGCAUGAAAACUUUAAAAACUGACGUCUUCCGAUGUUUCCCAACAAGGAACGUGUUACUAACUUUUGUUGCUGUAUUUAUCACUGAUAGUCCUUGCGUUCUGAUUGGCUCUUGGAAUUGUAAUUUAUUAGAGAAUCACAUCAUUUUGUGCUCUGAGUUAUGAUGGAACACUGAAACAACAACUACAACAACAAAAAAACAACAAUCCGAUUGAUUUCAGCAGUCCGAUUUUGAAUCAAAUCGCACUUUUUUUUGCUCUAUAUAACGGCUCUUUUCAUUCCACUUUUACAGCAAACUAGCCAGUGAAACGAUAAGACAAAAAUUCUAUACUUGAUAGGUGAUCAAAUGAUAAGAUCCUAGAACAGAUAUAAUAGAGUAGCAAAUAGACUCCGUGUCGUGCAAGUUUAGUCUGAAAUAAUUUUUGUGAUUUCAAAUCGAGCUCGUUCCAAUUUUGAAAUCACACAAAUGAUUUUAAACCAAAUUGUACUCCGCUCAGUUCAAUUAUCAUUGUAAUUGGUUUUGACAUUUUAUUUUUAGUUAAAAACCCACCACCAAUUUGCCACGACGUAACUGUUUUCGAUGUUACAUUGAAUGCGUGCAUUAAGCUCACUGAUGUCUCGCUGAAACCCGAUCACAUGGGCGCAUGCUUGGACGUGGACGUAGACUCGUAUACCUUUCACCUGGGAUGUUUUUACAUGGCGACCUACAGAGAUCUGAGAAUCAUUCUGGUAGAAUAG
Messenger RNA from Pocillopora meandrina, 5000 nucleotides. Lineage: Eukaryota; Metazoa; Cnidaria; Anthozoa; Scleractinia; Pocilloporidae. The record is from the annotation of a GenBank genome assembly.